Molecule: messenger RNA, 3327 nt
Organism: Bipolaris sorokiniana ND90Pr
Lineage: Eukaryota; Fungi; Ascomycota; Dothideomycetes; Pleosporales; Pleosporaceae
Exons: 3
Coding region: 1-3327 (1108 amino acids)
Biological process (GO): protein import into nucleus
Cellular component (GO): nucleus; cytoplasm
Molecular function (GO): small GTPase binding; nuclear import signal receptor activity
Source: RefSeq, a predicted model, not a curated record
AUGGAUGAGCAACAGUUUGUCCAGCUCCUCGAGGGCCUCUUGGAGCCUAACACCGAGCGUGUCAAGGCCGCUACUUCCACCCUGAACAAGAGCUACUACAGCUCUCCUGCCUCUCUCAAUGCCCUGCUUCAAAUUCUCUGCGCUCACCCCAAGCCUGCGCUGCGCCAAUUGGCUGCCGUAGAGGCUAGGAAGCUCGUGACAAAGCACUGGGCAAACCUCCCCGCUGAACAAAAGGCUUCCCUUCGCAACCAGAUCUUUCAGUUCACACUCAACGAAGAUGUCGCCCUUACCCGCCACUCUGCUGCCCGCGUCAUUGCUGCCAUCGCAGCCAUAGACUUCGAGGAUGGCGAGUGGGCUGACCUCCCCGGAUACCUCCAGCAAGCUGCUACCAGCGCCAACGUCCGACAACGUGAGGUUGGCACCUACAUCAUCUACACAACUCUCGAGUCGGUGGGUGAUUCCUUCCCUGCUAAGCCUGCCGAUCUGUACAAGUUGUUCAGCUCCACUAUCCAAGACCCAGAGAGUGUCGAGGUCAGGAUCAACACCAUGCUUGGUCUCAGCCGCCUGGCCAUGCUCUUGGAGCCCGAUGAGGACCCCAAGGCACUCGCUUUAUUCCAGGCAUCCAUUCCUGCCAUGGUCAACGUUCUCAAGGCUACCGUCGACGAGGGUGAUGAGGACCGUGCUAUGCAGGCAUUCGAGGUCUUCCAGACCCUUCUCGGCUGCGAGUCUGCGCUAUUGGCAAAGCAUUUUGGCGACCUUGUCAAAUUCAUGCUGGAACUUUCCUCUAGCACAAAUGUCGAGGAUGACUACCGCUCCCAGGCUCUUGCCUUCCUCAUGCAAUGCGUCCGUUACAGGAGGCUCAAGAUCCAGGGUCUCAGGAUUGGAGAAGAGCUGACCCUCAAGGCUCUGCACAUCGUCACCGAGCUGGGUGAUCUGUCAAGUGAAGACGAAGACGUCACUCCUGCCCGCUCGGCUCUUGGCCUUCUUGAUAUCCUCGCUUCCAGUCUGCCUCCAAGCCAAGUAGUCAUUCCUCUGCUUAAGAACCUCGGCCAAUACUUCCAAUCACAGAACCCUGACUAUCGCCAAGCUGGUAUUCUGGCUCUGGGUAUGUGUGUUGAGGGCGCACCUGACUUCAUUGCCACUCAGCUUCACGAGAUCUUGCCUAUGGUCCUUCACCUGCUUGAAGACCCUGAGCUCAAGGUCCGGGCUGCUGCUCUCAAUGGUGUUGCGCGCUUAGCUGACGACCUUGCCGAGGAUGUUGGCAAAGAGCAUGCCCGUCUCAUUCCCGCCAUGAUUAAGAAUUUUGACCUUGCUGCUAGCAACUUGCAAGGCACAGAAGAUGAUCGCAGCCUCUCAAUUAUCCGUGGUAGCUGCCACGCUAUUGACUCCCUCAUCGAGGGUCUGGAGCCUGAGGAUGCUGCCACAUACGUGCCUGAGUUGGUACCACGUUUCAGCAAGCUUUUCCAUCACGAAGACCUCAAGGUCAAGAGUGCUGCUAUUGGUGCCGUUGGCUCCAUCGCCUCUGCCGCUGAGAAGGCGUUCAUUCCCUUCUUCGAACAGACCAUGAAUGAACUGUCGCCAUACGUAAGAAUCAAGAACAGCCAAGACGAACUUGACCUUCGUGGCGUCACCUGCGAUUCGAUGGGCAAAAUGGCAUCUGCUGUUGGCCCAGGGCCAUUCGAGCCUUUUGUCCUGCCACUGAUGGAGGCUUCUGAAGAGGCCCUGCAUCUCGACCACCCCCGCCUCAGGGAGACCAGCUACAUCCUCUGGAGUACCAUGGCCAAGGUCUACGAAGAACAAUUCGCUAAAUACCUCCCGGGCGCUGUCAAGGGACUCCAGGACUGCCUUGAUCAAGAAGAAACUGGUCUCGAUGUCGAGCUUGGGGAGGAGGCUGCCGACUUGGCCGGAUCUGAAGUUGUCAUUCAAGGUCGCAAGAUCAAGGUUGCUGUACCCAGUGAUGACGGUAGCGAUCUCAACGAGGCUGCAAUGGAUGACGACGAUUCCGAUGACGACUGGGAUGACCUUGAGGGCAUCAGCGCCGUUGCCAUGGAAAAGGAGAUUGCUGCUGAAGUUUAUGGCGACAUCAUCACUCACACUCGCCGUGAAUACAUUCCUUACAUGGAAGCCACCGUCACCAAGCUGCUUGAGCUUGUGGACCACCCGUAUGAGGGUAUCCGCAAGGCUGCGCUUGGUACCCUAUGGCGAACAUACGCCUGCCUCUUUGGCAUGGCCGAGGGCGAUGGUAUGGCAAAGUGGAAGCCUGGUCUUCCUCUCGCUGUCGAACCACCAGAGGAGCUCCGCAAGCUGGGCAACCUCGUUAUGACUGCAACCAUGACUGUCUGGCAAGACGAAAUGGAUCGGUAUGUAAUGUUCAUUUCCUCAAACCUUUUUUGCAAAGAUGACACACUAUUCGUUAAUCCCAGCUCACUCCGAUGCACAAAUGGCACUGUCACUGACAUCAACCGUGAUGUCGCAGCAACUCUCAAGCUGUGCGGACCUGCAGUGUUGCUCACCGAAAAUGGCACAGUGGUACCUGACAUGUGCCAGCAUCUGCUUGCUGUCAUCACUAAACGCCAUCCUUGCCAGCAAGAUCUCGGCGACGAUGCUGAUGAGGACAUCCUUGACGAAUCCUCAGAGUACGACUGGCUCGUCAUCGAGACGGCAUUGGAGGCUGUCACAUGCCUGUCCGUUGCCCUUGGCUCGCAGUUUGCCGAGCUCUGGAAGAUGUUUGAGAAGCCUAUUGUCAAGUAUGCCAGCAGUCAAGACUCGACGGAGCGAAGCGCUGCCGUUGGUACUAUUGCUGAGUGUGUUGGUAACAUGGGUGCUGCCUGCACACCCUACACCAGCGGCCUACUCAAGCUGCUUCUCCACCGUUUGUCGGAUGAGGAUCCUGAGACCAAGUCCAACGCCGUCUAUGGCAUGGGUCUGUUGUGCGAGAUGACGACCAACGAUGACGAGAUUCUCAAGUCGUUGUCUAGCAUCUUCUCCAAACUUGAGCCUCUGCUCGGGGCACAGGACCAGGCUCGUCUGCUCGACAACACAGCAGGCUGUGUUAGCCGGUUUAUCAGCAAGCACCCUGGCAAGCUGCCCAUUGUGGAGAUUCUUCCACGGUUGGUGCAGCUCCUCCCCCUUCGCGAGGAUUACGAGGAGAAUAAGCCAGUAUUCGGCAUGAUCGUCAAGCUGUACCAGCAAAACGAGCCCACUGUCCAACAGCUCACUCCACAAUUGAUGCCCAUCUUUGAGAAGGUGCUCAGCCCUCCUGAUGAGCAGCUGGAGGAUGAGACACGCUCGCAGCUUGUUGAGCUAGUGCAGUACCUGCGCAAGUAA